Balaenoptera ricei (Rice's whale) is the source of this 1974-nucleotide messenger RNA. RefSeq lists its product as uncharacterized. The transcript is spliced from 3 exons. Lineage: Eukaryota; Metazoa; Chordata; Mammalia; Artiodactyla; Balaenopteridae. The record is from RefSeq and is a predicted model, not a curated record. The coding region runs from base 17 to 1834 and encodes 605 amino acids.
GAGAGAAAAACAAGACAUGCACGCAGAAGGCGACAGCCAUGACAUAGGAAGGGUGACCAGUAUCCCUGCUACUAAUAUUGACAUUGAAACUGACAACAUUCAUCAAGAAACAGAUGGGGCUUUGACUUCUGUUGCCCAGAAGAGGGAGCUACAUAGCAAGAGCCCUUCUAAUAACACUCUGUAUAGAGAUGCACCUCAAGGAAUCUGUGUAUCCGAGAAAGAGCAAAGGAGGCUAGUACAGGGCAAAGGAUCCUCUAUAAUAAAAUUCUGGAAAUCAUUGAAAGAAACUAUGGGUUUGUAUGAUGUGGCUUAUGGUAAAGCCAUGCCAGAGAACAUACUGCAGCACAAUGGGAUUUCACAGAGUUCCUGUGAAAGUAGAGGUGUGCUCUGUAACCCUCAUGAGGGUGGAGACUGCAUUGCAUAUAAAGAUGAACACAGAGCUGUCCAGUCAGAGCAGUGUCUUGAUGUUGUAAGACAUGAGAUGUUUAAGUCAGGAUCUAUCAUGGAGAUGAACUUGGGUGAAGAAAAGAAGGAAUAUGCAGCUGUUUCCCAAAACCCACCACCUCCAACUGACAGAGAUGAGAUCCAGAAUAGCCUGAACUCAAAAUUGUACCAGUCUACUGGAGAUAUCAACAAGCUUCAUCAGGAAAGGCCACUCUGUGCCAGCACGGAAGCAGUUAAAGACCCGAGCCUACAUUCAGAAUCUCAGAAACUCCUUACUGUAGGGGAAAGUAUGCCAGAGAACAGUAGUGGGAGCCAUGGCUCCCCUGAGAAUGUGGGUGGAGAGGAAGAGGUAGAGAGCAGUAGCUACCCUGAGGGGGGUGUUCCAUCCCCUACCUGGUUGGCCCAGUUCAACAAAGUAGGUCAGGCCACCCAAUGCGAUAUGAGUUGGUGGUAUGAGGUACAGCCUGAGAAUUCCCCUGAGUCUUCACCAGAAAGUGGUAGAAAGGGAGCAGAGCAGAUGUCAGUGGGGAGCAGGAACCAGGAUGAAGUUGAUGAGGUAGAGAACAAUGGCUGCGAGGGGCACGUUCCCUCCCCUACCUGGUUGGCCCAGUUUACCAAAGUAGAUGAGGGUAUACAGUGCGACAUGAGUUGGUAUGAAGCACAGGUAGAGAAAUCCCCCCAGCAAAUGCCCUCCAGAGAUGAAGGGACCUCACCAGACUGCAAAACCAAGGGGUCAUGGAAAAAGCCAGUCACAAAUAGGAAAUUAAGUACAGACAAAGAUGAAGUGAUGGUGAAUGAUGAGAUUGGGGAGGUGUAUAAAGAGAACUUGAAAAGGUGUGCAGAGAUUAAAAAGACUGUGAAAGGCAGGAAGCUGAAAGACCUGAGCAGCUUCUCAAAUGUUAAGACAGCCUAUUUGUUGAAGAAAAGCGCUGCCUUGACCAUUGUGCUUCCUGAGGAUUCAGAAGACUCUGAGUUGGAAGUUGAAGAUGUAAUGGAUGAGGUAGAAUGCCUCCUUGAAGAAGUGAGUCCACAGGGCACUCUGACAUCUUCCAAAGGAAGGUCUUAUCUGAAGGCUGGAAGGAUAAUGAGGAUGCCACCUGAGUGCUCUGUCCCUCCCCAACUUAUGGUCUGGCCCACCAGAAAUAAGUACAAGCUAUUACAAGCUGGUGGUGAAUAUGAGCACGUCGUCCCUGUGGUUUACCAGUUGAAACGACAGGAUGGCUGUGAAAGCACUGGUGUCACCCUCCGAAGAAAACACACUAUGCCCAAGCCAGAGGGACUGGAGUACAGGAGAGCCUGUCACAAACCAUUGGAAUGUAACUGUGAGAGAUCAAAAACCAAGUUCCCCUACAAAGUAACAGAGAUUCGAGGCAGAUGCUAUAAAGUUUAGGAAAUACCCAGCAGCUCUAGAGGAAAUAAAUUGCUGAGUUCCAGCUUCAAGGAAGAGCUAAAUAUUGCAUCAGAUGAUAUCUCUCUUGACUGAACUAUUAAAGCAUUGUAUCAAAAAACAAGAAAAUGUGACAUUGUAAA